GGACGCUCACAUUUCGUGUGGCGCUUUUCGCGAUAAACCGGAAGUCUGACAACCUGACAGCCAAAAAAAAAAAAUCACCAGAUUUUUUUUCGCCCAUAGGUUCGCGAAGGAAAAGCGACAAGAGGUUAUUAAUUUUAUUUCCGAUAAUUUUUAAUAGCGCGUUUUGAGGUAGCAGAAGUUUAGAGCCGGGAUCCGAGAGCAACCUGUUGAACUGAUCCAGACGAAAACCACAACGGUUGUUUGUCAUCCAAAAAGCCACACUUACAAGGAUCAGAGCAUGCGUGCGCCCGUCUACCUUGUUUGCGCGGCAACGCUGAUGACCGCGCUGUCCGGGCGCGCCGAGCCGCGACCAGAGGCGCCGGACGCGGGCGCCGAGGGCGCGGGGCGCAUGUUGGAGCCUCUUAACAUGGCUGCAGACCCAGAGACGCUGGAGUACCUUCUGCCCAGGCUGACGGCCAAGUACCGGCCCAACAGCGAUUGGACCGGCAUCACAGACCCCAGGUUCUAUUUGCUCACCGAGAUGGAGUCCAACGAUCUGGAGAAUCAGAACUACUUGAGCCCAGAGCCCAGAAACAAACGAGCGGGACGGCUGGACCAUGGGGCAUCCCUAUCGAUAGUGAACUCCCUGGAUGUGCUACGCAACAGGCUGCUUUUGGAAAUCGCCCGAAAAAAGGCAAAAGAAGGAGCCAACAGGAACAGACAGAUGCUGUUGAACCUCGGAAAAAGGGCAUUUUACCACCAAAACGGCAUUUACAACAAUAAAGCAUAAAUGCGACGACUACGCCAAUUUUUAAAGAUUCUUGAGCAAUGAUUUUUAGUUUUUUGACAGUUUGUCUACAAUCAAGAUUAUGGAUUUUUUCAUGGUUUUGAUUGUAUGCAAGUUGAUGUUUUUUUCAAAUAAAUAGUAUAUUUAACCUAAUAAGUAUCUAUAGAGUAGAUUUGGCCCAAUCAAAUUAUUUGCAGGUAGAAUAUUUACAAAAAGGUGUUAUUAACAAUUUUUUUUAUUUAUAAAAAAUAGAUAAAUAAAUAUAAAUAUUUCAUUUUAUUUAUAUUUGCGUUAAGGCCUAUUUUCAAACUAUAGUUAUAUGUGGAGUCCCUUCAAAUUUUUGACAGUUACUUUGUACAAAAAGAUUUGGGAAAAUUCAUUUUUUCUUUUUGACGUUACUUUCCAUAGACAAUGAUCUCCAUAGAAAGCGAUAAACCAAUCAGAGCACAUCACACCACACCACACUAGGUGCAGCAGAGAAUGCCGCGCUGUGAUUGGUCUAUUGCUUCCCAUAGACAUUAUUUUCGAUAGAAAGGACAGAGACAUUGCAAUAUUGUUGAAACGUGUGUUGUAAGAAAUAUUUUCCCGACACUUCUUGGACAAUAGUUGUCAAAAAAUAUACAGAGACUCUGGGUAGAAGUAUAACGUCCACAAAACUGUGGCAUGAUGGACUUUCAAAAUGGAAACGAAUGAUGGGGAUGCAACGAUAAAACUAAAAUUUCUUUAUAUAUUUUUUUUUAUUAUUUGAUGUCAAAGCUAUAAUAAUAUGUAUUUCUUUAAAUAUAUAGCUGAUAGAAAUGUUUUAACAAUUUAAUAUUUUAUAAUAUGUUGAUGUUAUAAUACAAAUUAUACAUUUAUCAGUACUAUAGCAAAUCUGGUAAUAAUGUGUAUGAUAUGUACAAAAAAAUGUAAUU
This is a messenger RNA of Brassicogethes aeneus, 1680 nucleotides long. Lineage: Eukaryota; Metazoa; Arthropoda; Insecta; Coleoptera; Nitidulidae. The record is from the annotation of a GenBank genome assembly.